Molecule: messenger RNA, 2008 nt
Organism: Anguilla rostrata (American eel)
Lineage: Eukaryota; Metazoa; Chordata; Actinopteri; Anguilliformes; Anguillidae
Product: UDP-glucuronosyltransferase 2A1-like
Exons: 2
Coding region: 245-1822 (525 amino acids)
Molecular function (GO): UDP-glycosyltransferase activity
Source: RefSeq, a predicted model, not a curated record
AAAUACAACUAAAUGUAGGGUGAAGUUUAUAAGAAUUAGUGAUAAGGAUAAAAAUUACAUUAAAAAACAUUAACUAAAGACUUUCAGAAUAAAAAAAAAAAACAACAGCUUUGCCCUUUGGACUCCAUUACACAGAUGAGUGAUGCCUGUAAAACUUCUACUCUUCUUUGCAGUAUUGGCUGGCUUAUUCUUGUCUUGGAGUGGUUCAUAUAUUUCAGGAUAAAUAGGAAGAUUCUGUGAGAAGAUGCAUCACUCAUACUUCAUCCUAAUCACACUACUGAUCUUCACUCUGCCUGGUGUACAUGGGGGGAAUAUCCUGGUGGUCCCAUUGGAUGGCAGUCACUGGGUGAACAUGAAAGUCCUGACUGAAGAACUGGCUUCUAGGGGCCACAAUAUCACUGUGAUGCGUGCCUCAAACAGCUGGUACAUAAAGGAAACAUCCCCUCACUACACCUCAAUCACCAUUCCAAAUGAGGGGGGCUUCGACGAAGAGGUCUUCGGUACAUUUGUGAAAAGGCUGCUGCAGAUUCGUAGAGAAGGAGCCUCCUUUUGGAUUCGUAUGAGUGUAGAAAUGGAAAUUAUGAAUCAGUUUUCAGAGAUUAAUAAAAACGUGUGUGAAAUGAUGGCCCACGUGUUUGAGGAUGAGCAGUUAAUGCAGUCUCUCAUGGAUGCUAAAUAUGAUGUUGUUCUAACUGAUCCUGGCUUUGGUGGUGGGGUGCUGCUAGCUCAUCGUCUUAGUCUUCCCCUGGUUUUCAAUGUAAGAUGGACUAUACAAGGGGAGGGUCAUUUCGCAAUUGCUCCCUCACCAUUAUCCUAUGUUCCUUUCCCUGGAGCAGAGUUAACAGACAAGAUGAGUUUUUUUCAACGUGUGCAGAACAUACUGGCAUAUGCUUUUGGAUGCUGGCAGGUUGAAGCCAUUGUAAAAACUCAUUAUGUUGAAUUUUCCAAACGAUAUUUUGGGCCUGAAGUUGACUACUUCUCACUGUUUCAGGCAGCAGAUAUAUGGCUCAUGAGAAAUGAUUUUGUCUUUGAAUUCCCUCGCCCUACAAUGCCCAAUGUUGUGUACAUGGGAGGGUUCCAGUGUAAGCCUGCUAAACCUCUUCCCCAGGACCUGGAUGAGUUUGUGCAGAGCUCUGGAGAACAUGGAGUCAUUAUUAUGUCAUUGGGGACUUUAGUUGGUUACCUUCCCCAAGAUAUAGCAGAAGAGAUAGCUGCUGCUUUUGCCCAACUGCCUCAGAAAAUCAUCUGGAGGCACACAGGAGAAAGGCCAAAGACUCUGGGUAACAACACCCUGUUGGUCAAAUGGAUGCCACAGAAUGAUCUCCUGGGGCAUCCAAAGACCAGAGCCUUUGUGGCGCAUGGAGGAACCAAUGGAGUUCAAGAAGCCAUUUACCAUGGUGUUCCACUAGUUGGCCUUCCCCUGAUGUUUGAUCAGCCUGAUAACCUUUCUAGAAUGCAAGUUAGGGGAGCAGCUAAGAUUGUGGAUAUUGCUAACAUAGACAGAAGCAUCUUCCUCCAGGCCUUACAGGAAGUGCUUCAUGAACCAUCCUACAGGAUGAACAUGCAGAGACUCUCCAGGCUGCAUCUGGACCAGCCAAUGAAACCACUGGACCUUGCUAUGUUCUGGAUUGAGUUUGUCAUUAGACACAAAGGUGCUGCUCACCUGCGCACAGAGUCCUACAGGAUGCCCUGGUAUGCCUACCACUCAGUGGAUGUUAUGAUUGUGUUAUUGGCUGCUGUGUUCUUUAUCCUAUUGACUACUGUUGCUAUCAUCAGAUUUUUGUGCUGCGGGGCAUGUAGAAGAAAAAUAAAAUCUGAUUGAAUGUACUGCAUUGUUAUUUGCUUGAGAAAUGUAACUUCAAAGCUUUACAAAUAAAAGGAAUUGGUGAAAAUACCUCUUGAAAUUAACAACUGCCUGGCCAAGCUAUAUAUUUUAAGUUGUAUUUGUAUUGAUCAGAAAGCUAUUGCUGUAAUUGAAAAUUCUUAGUAAACUCUCUAUUGAACUAUA